Mizuhopecten yessoensis (Yesso scallop) is the source of this 3818-nucleotide messenger RNA. RefSeq names its product HBS1-like protein. Gene Ontology annotation, molecular function: GTPase activity; GTP binding. NCBI's taxonomy places the organism in Eukaryota, Metazoa, Mollusca, Bivalvia, Pectinida, Pectinidae. Gene Ontology annotation, biological process: translation. The transcript is spliced from 6 exons. The coding region runs from base 77 to 2098 and encodes 673 amino acids. The record is from RefSeq and is a predicted model, not a curated record.
UGCAAUGGCUGCCUGCAUCAGCAAAAUGCUUUGACGAGAAAAAAAUGCUUUAAUAUUAUUGAAUAUUCCUAUAAUCAUGGCCCGGCAUAGGAAUGUCCGGACUAUGAACUAUGAAGAUGAAUGCUAUGAUGAAGAUGAUUACCUCGGACACUCAGUGGAAGACAAUUACUGUAUAUCUCCGGGCACAGCUGCCCAGUUUACUUUCAACCGUGAGAAGGACUUUGAUUUGUCUACCUACAUGAGUAAUGAAAAGAUUCCUGAAGAGGAGGAAGGCUUUGACAGUGACACAGACCCUCAGUCUCUCAAUGACUCCCAGGGGUACAAAAAACCCACUCUCAGUGAUACAGACCAAGGAAAGUUGAAUUCUUGUUUAGAAGAAAUACGCAAUAUAAUUGGAGAUAACACCCCGGACCAUGUGUUAUGUCAGACCAUCAUCAGAAACAAAUACGACCUCCAGGCCAGUCUCAACGAGCUACUUACAACAGACGCAACUCCCAAGCCCCAGAGACAGCCAAGACAAAGUCGACGGAACAGACCACAAGGCGAUGACAAUGUUGAUGAUGAUUUAAAUAUGUUUAUUGAGUCACUUGAAUCUGAAUCACUAGAAAAAACACAUUUCCUCUCCGACCAAAACAGACAUGUAGGAAUUCUAAAAUUUGGUAAACAGUCUCCUGUAGUUGAUAGUCCUAUUCACAAUAAUGUGAGACAAAAUAAAACUGACAUUACUUCAUCAGAAUCGGCUGACUCCUUUAUAUCCAGUAUUGUAUCAAAUACUGCACUUGGUGAAUCAGAUAGUAGUCUCAAGGGAACACUUCAGCCUGCACAGCCUAAGGACAAGGUCAGCUUGCAUGGUCAAACCAAAAGUGCUGGAUUUUCACUAUCCAACCUGGCUAAACAGCACAGUGUAGGUGCUACAGGUCAGGAAGUGAGACUGGCUUCCCUGGCAAAACCAUGUGUAAAAGGUCAACAGGUGAUGAAGAACAAAGACUUGAGUAGUCUAGGAAAGCUUUCUCCUCAGACAACUGGGGUGACCCCACCACUGGAGGGAGCUACAGCUAGUGAACAGCAAAAUGCCAGGCAGCCAUUAACAUCUUCACAAUUUACAGGUGGAUCCCAGUCGGGGUCAAACAAGCCCGCAGGGUUGUCACUCACAGACUUGAUCAAACAAAGUGGAACAGACAACAAGGCUGGUCUAGGUGCCAAGGAUGCGUCAUUGAUACAUGGACAUGCAUCCAGAGUAUCGCUUGUAGAUUUGGCAGGUCAAAGGUCACAAUCGGAUGUAGGUGAAGUUAGCUUGGGAAGUACAAACACAAAAGUUUCACUUAGUGAUCUUGCUACGUCGUCCAAGUCGUCUGGCCCACUUAAACCUGUACAAAAGCCAGGUCAAUCUUCAAGCAAGAUUGGGAAAUCACUGGCUGAUUUGGCAAGUCAACACAAAGCAGCAACAGGGGGGGCAGACAUGAAUCCAUUGAAGCCAAAUUCUGUUGCAAAAAAGUCUGUGGUUUGUCAAUUGUCAGGUUUAUCUCUUGCAGACAUGGCAAAAAGUCAAAAGUCACAACCACUUAAAGGACAAACAACAAGCUGCAAAUCUCUGCGAGACUUGGCACCAAAGCUGAACAGGGUGGCCAAAACUCCAUCUUUUUCUGAUGUGUCAAAUCAAAGUAGAUCCAAAAAUGUCGAGCAAUGUGUAGAAGAAAGUAGCAUGUUGUUGUCUGGAAAGGCAGAACCUGUCUCCCUAGUCCAGGAGAAGAAUACCAGAAAUGAUGAACAAGCUUUGAGUGAUAAGUUUUCAGAGUUAAUGACUACAAAGAUUGACUAUUUUUUGGAAGAUGAAACAGAUCUCACUGACAGGGUCAGGAUGGUUUCACCAUCCAUUCUUGCAAAGACUUUAUCUUCAUCUUUUGUUCGUUCCAAACAGCUUGAUGCUAAAAAACGACUAAGAUUUCGGAAGUUUUCAUAUCGAGUGCAAAUGUGUAAAGUGAAAGAAAAUUUGGCCAUGGUAAAAAAAAAUAUUGUGUCAUUUGAUUUUUCAACACCAUCUCCAGACGACAUCAUAAAGGAAAAACAAAACUUAGCUUUCACACGAAGUGGAAGAUAAACUGAGAUUUUUCCAAAUGUUAACUGUUGUAUUUAGCAUGAUGUAAAUAAUUCUGUUGUUGUUAUUUACUCUUAACAAAUGAAUGAAUACUUGUCCUAUAAAAUGACACGGCUUAAUGUAAGUGUGUCAUUAAUGUGUACAGAAGCACUUGUAGUUGUUAGUGUGAUGAUGUCAUGAUAGUGUACUUAUGUACAAGGUUUAGUGCACUUAUGUACAAGGUUUAGUGCACUUAUGUACAAAAAGGUUUAGUGUACUUAUGUACAAGGUUUAGUGUACUUAUGUACAAGGUUUAGUGCACUUAUGUACAAGGUUUAGUGCACUUAUGUACAAGGUUUAGUGUACUUAUGUACAAGGUUUAGUGUACUUACUGUAUACAUAGCUUUGGUUUCCUUUUGUACUUCACUAUAAAAUCACAUUAUUUUACCUGCUAGUUGACAUUUAAGUACAAAUUGUAUUUAGUUCAUAGACAACACUGAAAAAAUUAGUUUUGCUUGCAAUUACUUGAAUUUUUUUAUAGUGAUCAUUUGUUACCGUUUAGUUAUUCAAUGUAAACUUUGUAUGAUAAACUGUGUCUAUUAGAUAAUGUAUAUAUUGUAAGGCUGUUUAUAUAGAUACAUAGUGUACAUACAAAGCAUGCUAAAGAAGGCUCAACUGAUCUAUUGCGAUCACCUUUUAUUUGUCAUCCAAAGGACUGGUGAUCUUAUGUCACGGUGCAGCGUCUGUUCAGUUGUCAAUCGUCCACCAACUUCUCAUUUAAAACACUACUAGUCCUGAAUGGCUCUGUGGAUUUUGGUCUGGAACAUCCUUGGGCAAAGGGGACUCAAUUUUGUAUAAACAGAGAGUGUAGCCUCCUGGGGGAGGAGGGCCAAUAUUGGGGACUUAGUAAUAAAUGUUUAGAUUGGGGAAAAUGAGAUUUCUCUUUUAAAUUCUUCUCUUUCUGUAACAUUGAAGGGAUUUUAACCAAAUUUGGUCAAGAGCAUGCUUUGGCACGAGGGACUCAAUUUUGUAUAAUUAUAAGCGAAGAGUGUGGACCUCCUGGGGGAAGAUGAGCAGGGCCUGAUGGGGGGAUCCUAGUGACACAUAGACAUGAAGAGGUGGAGACAUUCAUGCUAUCAGGAUUGUCCUGGAGGUCCAGACCAACCCCGAUCCCCUGGGGACAUAAUUAUCAUUAUUAAGCCGUAACUGUCCAUUAUUAUUUUUUAUAAUAGACACUACUGGCCUAAUAAUGGACAGUUAUCGAUAACAAAAAUGAUUUUAAGCAACAGCAAAUUUUAGAAGCAAAUCCACAAUUUACUUCCAACCUUCAGCUAUAUGGCUUUACUGGGUAUAUGUACAGUAAAAUACAAUCCAUUAAAUGCCACAGAAAGUUAUAAAGUGUUGGUUUACAUGUUAAUAUUGGUUGAAUUGUUUUACACUUUGCUUCAGCAAUUUUGUCUAUGCAUGCAACCUAAGUGCCUUUUUUGUAAACUUAAACUAUUGUUCUCUGUUCGAUUUGAUGUAUUAAUCAACAUGUCAUUACAUUAAAAACAUUUAUAAAUGAUGUUGAAAGUGAUACACUUAUAUCAUCUUUUCCUAAGAAAAACAUGCACAAACUUGAAAUGACCAAGCUGGACUGACUGAUAAAUACUCAGGAUUCAGUACAUCAGUAUUUGGAAAUGAAAAGUAUGUGAAUUUUUAGGUCACCUGAGACAAAGUCUCAAGUGACCUAUUGCGAUCGCCU